AUGUAUGCCAAGAUAGAAUCAGAAAGACUACAAUACAUCCGCUUCAAUCAGUCAAAACUCCGCUCUGAAGAAUACAUACACUUAAGAGAUGCAGCCAAACAUGAUGGCCACACAAAACAAAUUGGAAAACUCACAAUAUUACCAUCGUCCUAUACAGGGAGUCCACGCCAUAUGCAUUCGUACGCCCAAGAUGCCAUCAUUUAUGUUCGACAAUAUGGACGUCCAGACCUAUUCAUUACAUUUACAUGUAAUCCUUCCUGGGACAGCAUACAACUACUUCCCGGGCAAACAUCUAUUGACAGGCAUGACAUCACUGCCCGAGUAUUUCGACAAAAACUAAAAUCAAUGAUCGCCUUCAUGGUAAAAUAUGAAGUGUUCGGAAAGGUACGCUGCUGGAUGUAUUCUGUUGAGUGGCAAAAAAGAGGCCUGCCACAUGCCCAUAUUCUAAUUUGGCUGUACCAAAAAAUAACAUCCAAUGAAAUAGACAAAGUCAUAAGUGCUGAGAUACCUGAUCCUAACGUAGAUCACGAAUUACAUGAGAUAGUAACCAAAAACAUGAUUCAUGGACCAUGUGGCAUACUCAAUCCCAAGUCACCAUGUAUGAAGGACGGAACAUGCACCAAAAGAUAUCCCCGCACGCUCAUCCAAAACACAAUCACAGGCAACGAUGGCUAUCCUUUGUACAGGAGAAGAUCACCAGAACAAGGAGGCCAUGUAACAACGAUACGAAUGCACAAACAAGAAAUACAAGUGGAUAACUGCUGGAUUGUACCAUACUCUCCUCUACUAAGCAAAACAUACAAAGCACACAUCAACAUAGAAUACUGCAACUCUGUAAAAUCAAUCAAAUACAUAUGCAAAUACAUAAACAAAGGAAGUGACAUGGCAGUAUUUGCAAUGGAACCAAAACACACAACUGAAACAAUCGAUAUUGAUGAAAUUUCCCAGUAUCAGGCAGGAAGAUACAUCAGCAGCAACAAGGCUAUUUGGCGCAUUCUCAUGUUUCCAAUACAUGAAAGGAGUCCACCUGUGGCACACCUGGCUAUACACUUAGAGAAUGGACAACGAGUUUAUUUUACUGAGGCAACAUUACAACAAGUUGCAGAAAAUCCACCACCAACAACUUUAACAUCAUUCUUCACUUUGUGUCAAACAGACCCAUUUGCAAGAACACUACUCUAUUCUGAAGUACCAACAUAUUAUACCUGGGAUCCCAGCAGGAAAGGUUUUGCUCGACGCAAAAGAGGACAACCAGUAGAAGGACAAACA
Molecule: messenger RNA, 1269 nt
Organism: Anolis carolinensis (green anole)
Lineage: Eukaryota; Metazoa; Chordata; Lepidosauria; Squamata; Anolidae
Source: RefSeq, a predicted model, not a curated record